CCUGCUUUAUUAUCGUAAAACUUUUUAAUCCAAAUAUGACGCUGUAGGCUAACAGGUCAACGAGACGAAUUGCCAAAGGAUAGCAGAAAUGCAUUCUUAUUCCAAUAGUUAGUGUAGUAAAUACGACAUAAAUGCACUUACAUAAUAAGUCCAUUAUGAAUCGAUUCGCAUUGUUAAAUUAUUUUCUUUUACUGAUUGUUACUACUGAUCAAACGUACGGUUGUUCUUCUGCAUGUUGUUCGAAUACUAUUCCAACAUCUAACUGUUGUCAAAAAACAUGCCACUCUUCUUGUACACAGUCGGUAUGUGCUACAUCUUCUCCAGUAAUCCCAACAAGUAAUACCACAGCCCCGAAUCAUCCGACUGACAGUGCGAGAGUCGUACCACCUGUAGAAAGUUCAAAUCCAAUUAACGUAACAUCCAUAGUCGAUUUCAAAAAUGAAAUACAUAACACUAACGAGAUACAUAUUCCUAUAAAUAUAACAAAUGUAAACAGCAAUAACGUAAAUAGUGUAGGAGGACGCACACAAUCACCACAACCCUGUAAUAAUGGGGUGGCUAAUAUAAGCAACUGCAAUCAUUCAACUCCUAUUCCCGUUCCUAUUCCAGUUCCUGUUCCUCAAGACCGUCCUGUUCCAGUUCCACAACCUGUUCCUGUACCCAUUCCAAUUAAGCAACCGUAUCCAGUUCCUAUUCCCUACACAAAAUAUAUUUCCUUUCCUCAACCAUACGUUCCUUGUGAGUCACCUUGUAAUAAAAUCCAUCCGAUAUUUUCACACCCGUUAUCUUUUCCCUCGAAGUCUUGGUACGCACCAGGUUACUUCCCCUAUUUACCACCGUUUUCGGUUAGAUUCUGAUCUAUUAGGUAUUAGUAUGUUGUCAUUAAUGUUUUUCCUUCAAGGGUGAAAAAAAUUCACAUUGUAAUAAACGUACUGUGGUACAAGCAAAGAUUAAAUUAUUAUUGUAUCAUCCACAAUAAAAUUGUGAA
Molecule: messenger RNA, 988 nt
Organism: Agrilus planipennis (emerald ash borer)
Lineage: Eukaryota; Metazoa; Arthropoda; Insecta; Coleoptera; Buprestidae
Product: protein P54-like
Exons: 3
Coding region: 132-857 (241 amino acids)
Source: RefSeq, a predicted model, not a curated record